AUGCAUAGCUUAGCAUCACCAAUAGCUUGGCUCUUGGUUUCUAUUUUACGGGUGACGUUUGGAGGUGUUUCUUUUAGUCAAGUUUCGUCUGUCUUGCAAGGAAACGAAGUUGUUAUAGUUGACGAACUCUUGCCAGCUGCUGUGCUGGAAAAGCUGCAUGACCUUUCCAGUCAUUAUGGCUUUUGGGUGUAUAACGACAAUAGCACAGAAAGAAGUCAGUCAUACAUUGUGAAGUCAAGUAAUACACUACGUUGGGUGUCAUAUCUUGACCCCGCUCAUUUACGGAACACUCAGUUAUGGGCUGUCCUUGUCAGAUUAUUGCAACAGUUCCAUGGUGAUGCAGACUACUAUCCAGUAAGAAUCAAUUCAAUCCACAUUCGUAGAUUAGAUUCAAUUGAGAUGAUUCAAGAGUGUGAUGAUGGUUCUUCUUCUCGGGAUGUUGGUCAUUUGGACAUACUUAUGACGUUGUACUUGAAUAAAAUAUGGUUGAAGAAUGAUUAUGGAGAGCUGAUUUUGUUUAAUAAAACUACCAAAGACAUUGUAGCAUCUGUAGUGCCAAAGUAUGGUCGAUUGAUUAUGUGGAACUGUGAUAUCCCAUAUGUUUACAAGCCACCAUCUGUGGCUUACAAACAGGGUCAGUAUGGUCUCGUUCUACGUGCUUCACAAUCUGUGAAAUCAUUUGAAAUGGCAAAGAGUUUCUAUCAAAAUCUAAGAAGAGAACACAAACACAACAGGAGAGUUGAUUUUUCUCAGACUAUUCAACAUGGUUUACACAUGACCAAUGGUGCUGGUGGUGUUCGCUCACAUAUGACAAGGCUAUAUCAUGACAGCAAGAAUAGACCAGUUGCAGUGUAUGAUGAUCUAUUUAGUAAUGAAGAGAUUCAAAGGCUACAAUCUGAUCUUGUAAAGCCAUAUAAUACAUUUCUAUAUCAGCCAUAUGAUGAGGGAGUUAUUCAGGAUAGUGAUAAUGUGCAAUGGAUAGUACCAGUGAGUGUUGCUGCUUUUGUGAAAACUCCACUGUGGAAGAUCUUUCAAUAUGUAACACAAGACACAACAGGCAUUACUGACUGGUACCCUUAUGAUGUGUCAAUGAAUGUCAUUCGUUCUGCUGAACACACUCGAAUACAUGCUGACUGUGAAGAUUGGGAGGAAGAGUACACUUUGCUUGUUUAUCUCAACCCUGAAUUUGAUACUCCAGAUUCACAUGGGGAAACUGUCUUCUUUGAAGAAAUUUCUUCAAGUGAUGGAGAACACUAUCAUCGUGGUAAUGAAAUGUAUGAGAUAAUAGCUGCAGUUAGGCCACGUUUUGGGCGUGUUGCUAUUUUUAAUGGAAUGAUACCUCAUUCUGCUCGUCCUCCCAAUAUACAUGUUGCAGUUACAAGGUAUACAUUUGCAGUGAAAGUAAUGAGGACAGAGCGUGUGGCUCUUUCAAAGGCAUUAAUAGAACUUUUGGAAGGAGAGCAGGACAGAACUCCAGACGAGCAGUCACAAGAGAACCGCGAGCUUCUUUCCACAUUGACAAGUGAAAUGGCACAGCGAGAUCCACAACUGUAUUUACCUUCUGUAGAUGAGUUGAGGGAAAAUGUGCAACUCUCAGAAGAAAUUAGAGAUAGAUUUCUCACUGAGGGACAUGCCAACUUAUUAAAAGAGAUAGAACACUUAUUGAAAGAAAAGUAACUGUAUUUGAGAUUAACUGCAAGCAGACUAAAAAUGAUGGAGCAGCUGCUACAAGUUAAUGAAUCAAGUUUUAGAUGUUAGUUAGCCUCUGUACAGGAAUGUGAAUUGCCAUAUACCUUUGUAGACAUUAUCAUUUCUAUCACACAUACUAAAAAACAGUACGUGUGUGGGGGGUAGGGGGAAGGCAGGUGUGUGAGUGGGUGUUAUUUUUAUGUAAACAGUAGGCUUUCAGUUUAAUUAAUUAAGAGUAAAAAUUUAAGGAUUGCCGUACAUUUAUUUGUGACAAAUAAACAACGCAGAAAAGUCUUGCAU
Messenger RNA from Corticium candelabrum, 1989 nucleotides. RefSeq lists its product as uncharacterized. The transcript has a single exon. Lineage: Eukaryota; Metazoa; Porifera; Homoscleromorpha; Homosclerophorida; Plakinidae. The record is from RefSeq and is a predicted model, not a curated record. The coding region runs from base 1 to 1677 and encodes 558 amino acids.